This is a messenger RNA of Pectinophora gossypiella (pink bollworm), 859 nucleotides long. RefSeq names its product myosuppressin-like (gene MS). Bases 40 to 336 code for a protein of 98 amino acids. The transcript has 3 exons. The record is from RefSeq and is a predicted model, not a curated record. NCBI's taxonomy places the organism in Eukaryota, Metazoa, Arthropoda, Insecta, Lepidoptera, Gelechiidae.
UCGCGUAGCGCCGUAGCACCAGCCCAGAACACUGUAGAAAUGACCAAGGGUAUGAAAGCGUGUCGAGCGGUGGUGGUGUGCGCGGUGGUGGCGUGGUGCGCCCUGGGGGCGUCGAGCGCGCCCGCGCAGCUAUGCGCCGGCGCAGCCGAAGACGACCCUCGCGCCGCACGCUUUUGCCAGGCACUUAAUACCUUCCUCGAGUUGUAUGCAGAGGCUGCCGGUGAACAGGUGCCAGAGUACCAAGCCCUAGUGCGCGACUACCCGCAACUGCUGGACACGGGCAUGAAGCGGCAGGACGUGGUGCACUCGUUCCUGCGCUUCGGCCGCCGCCGCUGACGCGCGCGCCGCUCCCCGCGCGCCCGCGCCUCCCCGCCACCUCUCCCGCACGAGACACGCAACUAUGCUUGAACUGUCAACACCACACGACUCUGCCCUAUAUCAUUUUUAAUUUCUACGCAAUGUCUAACGUAUAAACCGUAAAUUAAGUUUAUUCGUCCAAAACAUUAUACCUAACAAGUCUAGGAAGUUCCUUAUUAUGUAAGAUAAUGUUUCAAAGGUAUCCGAGCACUGCGACCUAAUACUGUAUUACUUACUAUAAAUAGUUAUAAUGCGCAACGCCGACAACACCCGGCGGUUAAACCUCUCUCUCCAAAUUUUAUUACAUAAUUACAAGGAUAGACUUUUUCUAUAAUAAAAAGUACGUAUUAAUAAAAGUAUUAUAGAUUUAAGAUGCUGUAAUUAACAAUCUUGUUGUCAACUUUUUUGUCGCAAUUCAUUUGGUAAGUAAGAAUAUUAAAUAUAUAAUGAUUACAAUGUUUUAAUUAAAUAAAUAAAUAUUUAUGACAAGCCCAGCGAUUUU